UAAAGGGAAAAACAAGAAGAAAGAAAUAUCCAUCAUGUAUCCACAAAAAGGGAAAUUGUAUCCAAUAAGAUUAGGCAUUGCCUCUUGUUUCGAUCCGAAUCACUUCACACAUGCUUCACAUUUAGACUCUUCCAUCACAUGCUAGUGCUACCUAGUAACUUCCAAUUCCCAACAACCCAAAAUGAAAAAUACCAAACUCAUUGAGAAACUUUGGUUAAUUAUUCUUUAGCUCCAACCAAACGAUCUAUCUGACUCUGAGUGUUAGAAAAGCAAAAAAAUACAAUACCAUGGAAGAAGGAAGAAUCAAUAUUCCUAGCAUACCCUCAAGAAGAGAAGCUUCUCCUUACCAAGAUGAUUAUUCAACAAGAGAGGUUCCUUGUUCUUUUCAACAUCAUAGUAGUGUGGAAGCCAGGACCAACAUGGUCAACAACUGAUCCUUGUGUAAUGGCUGAGCCGCCAUCAUCAUCAUUAUCAUCUUCCUCUGUAAUAACCAUUGAAGACUACAAUAAGAAUAAUAGUUCAUAUUCUUCUUGGUGGAUGGGAUUUCUUGAUGAUUUAGAUGGGAAGAACAUGAACAUUAUUGAUAAUAAUGAGGAAACAUCAUUGGAUUGUUACCCUUUUGUGGAUAAUAAUUCUAAGGAUGGGAUUUGUUAUGAAUCACAAUCUUUGGUGGAUGCAAUAGAUCUUAGUUGUUGCUACGCAGAUGAUUGGUUGAUGGUUCCAACAAUGGAGAAGGACUGGGGAGAAAUAGUAUAGAAAUUUACUAUUUUUAUCCUUAUCUUUUUUUUUUUU
This is a messenger RNA of Arachis ipaensis, 792 nucleotides long. The record is from RefSeq and is a predicted model, not a curated record. Lineage: Eukaryota; Viridiplantae; Streptophyta; Magnoliopsida; Fabales; Fabaceae.